AUGGCAAAUGAUCCACUGGAUGAAUUAACUCAAUUUCUAAAACCAGACUCCAGAAUCGACCUGAAACAUAUUUCACUUGACCAUUUAUUAGGAUUAUCUGGAACAGAAGAAGGUAUUAAUAUUUUAUUAAAGAAAGAGGAAAUACUUAAAUGUAUUAUUGAUUUAACCAACGAUAAAGUCGAGGAGAUAAGCAAAAAUGCGCUUCUAUUGCUGGUAAAUAUCACGGCAAACUCGAAAGGCGUAUUGGAGGUAAUAAAAUACAAACCUGGUGGUAAAACAAAUAUUAUAGAACUUUUUAUAGGUUAUGUCCAAGACCAACAUAAAAAAAACGCUGAUGCUGUCUGCAUGAUACUUUCAAAUAUAACCCGGGUAGAUAAGGCACUAGAGAUAACAAUAGACACAUUUUUACCUCACUUAAAUGGUAUAUUAAACGCUUUCGUGAACUUAGACUACAACAAAACAGGUUCUAAUUUAAAUUAUCUCGCUCCUCUGUGUAGCAACUUAAGUUGUAACCCUCGUGUAAGAAAGUGGCUGUUGAAAACAAACCAGCCUGUUCCAUUAAUACAACUUCUCCCUUUCUGUAAUUUCAACAUUUCUAGUAUCAGAAGAGGAGGUGCCAUUGGUAUUAUACGAAAUAUUUCAUUGGAUACUUCAUAUCAUGAAUGCUUACUAUCAACUGAGUUGGAUUUGUUAACCUACCUAUUAACACCUAUAAUUGGUAAUGAAGAGUACUCAGAUGAUGAAAUGGAUUCCCUUCCAAUUACUUUACAGUAUUUACCUACUGAAAAACAACGAGAUCCAGAUAUUGAUAUACGCAAAAUGGUUUUAGAAACACUAAAUCUCCUUUGUGCUACAAAGUGUGGGAGAGAAAUUUUAAGAAAUAAUGGAGUAUAUUAUGUGUUACGGGAAUACCAUAAGUGGGAAAAGGACCCAAAAACAAGGCUUGCAUGUGAAAAUGUUGUGGAUAUUUUAAUUCAAAAGGAAGAGGAAGUAGGAGCAGAUGAUUUAUCUAAGGUGGAAGUACCAGCCACAUAUGAUGACAAGUUUCAAAAAAUGGAUGAAGAUUAUGUAAAUAGUGGAUGA
Molecule: messenger RNA, 1083 nt
Organism: Pieris macdunnoughi
Lineage: Eukaryota; Metazoa; Arthropoda; Insecta; Lepidoptera; Pieridae
Source: the annotation of a GenBank genome assembly